AAAGAACCCUCUGGACGACUUAGCGAGUUACAUAAAAAGACUUACUUCUAGCCGUCGUCAAACUGUAUCUCUCUCGAUUUGACAGAGAGAACCCGGAAUCGAACUCUCUCUCUCUCUCUCUCUCUCUCUCUCUCUCUCUCUCUCUCUCUCUGUCCCAAAUGGCGAACCCGACCGAUAAUCUCGACCCGAAUCCACCAACCCGAGAACCAGAAGACGAAGUGGAACAAGCACAAGAUCCGAACAGCGACGAAGGAGAACUAGAAGAGGAGGAGGAAGACGGCGAUGAUACAGUAGUAUCCAAUCCUCAAACCAAGACGGAAUCGCUCUUCCGCCGCAUGAGAUCCGCUCCCGUGCCGGUGCGCGUCCACGACGUGAUCGUCAGAGGAAACGACAAGACCAAGGACCACGUCAUCGAGGCGGAAGUGGAAGCCGUGAGGGAAGCGAACACGCUGCAGGAGCUUCUAGAAGCUUCUAGGGUUGCCAAUUCGAAUCUCCGAGCGCUCGAUAUCUUCGAUUCCGUCAACAUCACGCUCGAUUCCGGCCCUACUGAGCUCCCCGGUACGACCAAUGUGGUCAUCGAAGUCGUCGAGAGCAAACACCCUCUCACCGGCCAAAUCGGUGCCUACACUAGAGCUGAGGCGAAGUCAUCAUGCAUUGAAGCGUCAUUGAAGUACAAGAACAUUUUUGGGUAUGGAGAUAUAUGGGACGGGUCUAUGGUGUAUGGAUUUGACAGCUCUGCUGAGGUUGGCAUGGGGAUGUAUUUGCCUAGGUUCAGAGGACUUCCCACUCCUUUUAGCUCUCGUCUUUACCUCUCGACUCAAGACUGGCUUAAGUUCUCUUCUUAUAAAGAACGGUCUCUCGGACUUUCCCUAGGGCUUCUCUCUAGCAAGUAUCACGACCUUGUCUACACUGUAGCCUGGCGUAGCCUUACAGACCCGUCUCGUUCGGCUUCAGAAUCAGUAAGGAGGCAGCUGGGACAUAGUUUGCUUUCUGCAUUGAAGUAUACUUUUAAGUAUGACCAGAGAGACUCGUACCUGAGGCCAACGAGUGGAUACGCUUUCACAUCUACUUCUCAGAUUGGUGGUCUUGCUCCUGAUAGCAGAAGCCUACGCUUUUUAAAGCAGGAGAUUGAUCUUCGGUGUGCUGUUCCUUUAGGGUUUUACAAGGCUGCUCUGAACUUUGGUGUCUCUGGGGGUGUCACGUUUCCGUGGGGAAGCGGAUACCAGAACCGAGCUUCCUCUGUGCCGGAGAGGUUUUUCUUGGGUGGCAAUUCAUCGCCUGUAUGCUCUUUGGGCGGGCCAUCAGCGCUGUGGGGGUUCAGUACCAGGGGACUCGGUUCCAACGAGCCGAGGAGGAGAGGCGAUGUUGAAAGAGAUUUCGUUGGGGGAGAUGCUGCGGUGACUGCGUUUGCUGAUCUCUCGUUUGAUUUGCCGUUUAAAUGGUUGAGAGAGAGAGGAGUCCAUGGGCAUGUGUUUGCAUGUGCGGGGAACAUGGCAAAGCUAACGGAGAAUGACUUUAGAAACUUGAGUGGUUCAAAGUUGUUGGAGACGUUUAGAACUUCAGUUGGUGCUGGGAUCGUAUUACCAGUUAGUCUCUUCCGUAUGGAGAUUAAUUACUGCCAUAUAGUGAAGAAACAAGAACACGAUCGAGCAAAAUCUGGUUUUUUCCUGACAUUCUCGGCCUGAGGAGUUUUAGUUGAAGAAAAGCUAUCAGCCUUGCCCCAAUGUCUGGUAGAAUUCUUCGGUUUCAGGCAGUUUGAUUUAUUAUCUUAUUUGAUAAAUUUUAGAAAAGAGUUAAGAUUUUUUGGACAUGUUUGCAUACUUAAAACUUUGAUGUAUGUUUUUGUGUUCGGUCAAGAAAGAAAUUCAAGAUUCAUUGAAAUUUGACUUGGUUGCAUAUUUGUACUCAUUUACAAAAGGUUUACGGAUUUCAAGAUUCUUUGUUUUUGUCAAGUUGUUGUGUGUACUGCCAUUUACAAAGGUUGAAAGAUUUCAAGAUUAUUACGGGUUUAUUUUCUAGUG
Messenger RNA from Raphanus sativus (radish), 2021 nucleotides. RefSeq lists its product as uncharacterized. The transcript is spliced from 3 exons. The record is from RefSeq and is a predicted model, not a curated record. Gene Ontology annotation, biological process: protein insertion into mitochondrial outer membrane. The coding region runs from base 159 to 1685 and encodes 508 amino acids. Lineage: Eukaryota; Viridiplantae; Streptophyta; Magnoliopsida; Brassicales; Brassicaceae. Gene Ontology annotation, cellular component: outer membrane; SAM complex.